UCACAUUCAAAAUUCAGCGCGCACGCUAGAUAAUUCCUACCACGUAGCACUUUUGCAAGUACGCCUCAACGCUGGACCCGCUCCCGUGAUCAUUUGCUCCCGGUCCGCCUGCCCCCUGUAGUAAAUAUCGUGGUCCGACGCUCUCCGAUUUUACGACUUGCCAUCCCAUCAUGCUAUCACUCCUACUUGGAAGGUCAUGUGGUUUACCAUCAGCUGCCGCGCAGAUACUCCUUCAGAUGCUGCUACCAGAUGCGGCACCUUCCUCAGGACUCCGUGAUGUGCCGAGCAGACUGGUGGCAGUUCAACCAUCAUUUAUGCCAUACGGGUUCUAGUUCAGCACAAUAGAGGACUGAGUACCUAGCAAGGGACUUUACUCUGAGAAGGCGGACUGACCAUCUUGGAGAUGUCAAGCGUCGGCGGGAAGAAACAUUUCUCUUCGGUUUCCCGUUCUGCGUAAAGCGGAAAUGAGCCACUAGCGAAUGUGGGGCGAUGUCAGGCCAGAGUAAGCUGCGUUUUCUAGUGAGGUUGACGGAGGGAACGCUCCUAUCAAUACUGCCUGACGAUGAGGAUGCAUUGCGAGAGAUACGACACGGCCAUCGAGAUCAAGCCCAUGAACGGUUCUGUCCUCCUGCACGGGUCGGAGCCGUCCAAGCUGGGGGACGGCACGCUGUACACGGGAUCUCUCCCCUCGUCGUUUGGAAGGAAGAGCAAGAGGACACGUUCCUACUACAGGUCCCACGAUAGCCUAGAUCCCUCGGUAGAUCUGACGUGCUUCCAGCUGCAGGAAGAUAUGUCAAAGUCGGUAAAGCCCAUGGGGACGACCAAAACACGGGCAAAGCGCCACCAACAGCCGCCACCCCCUCCAAGUGGUAAUGGUGCGGCCCUUCGGGUGGUCUGCAACAUUUGCAUGUGGCUCCUGUUGCUCGUGCUGACUGGCUUUACAGCGUGGCUGUACACGAAGAUGAAAGUCAUCCAGGCGGACAAAGACAGACUACAGAACCGAGUCCAGUCGGGCUCCCAGCAGUUAGAGGAGCUCCAGGACAGGACCAGGCAGCUGCUGACCGACAGGGAGGACCUACAGAGCAGGAUAAACAAAGGUGCCAGGGACAUAUUACAGCUGCAGGACAGCACGCAGAACCUACAGACACAGCUCGAUAACGCCACUGCCCAGCUGAACAGGAAGGACAGGGCACUGGAGGGCAUACAGCAGGGUCUGGCCAGCAUCGGCGACUGUAACAGAGCUGACGACUGCAACAUAAGAGAUUGCUCUGACGUGAAGUCGAGGAACAGUUUGGACGGCGUUUACCCGAUCUGGCCCGACAACUACACCACAGCACUGUACGUCUACUGCGACAUGACCACUGCGGGAGGAGGGUGGACCGUCGUCCAGCGUCGCCAGGACGGAACCGUCGACUUUUUCCGCAACUGGACUUCUUACAAAUACGGGUUCGGAAACUUGAACGGAGAACUGUGGCUCGGGACGCAGACCCUGUACACGUUACUGACGCAGCGGCUGUACAAGCUGCGAAUCGAUCUCGAGGACUGGGACGGCGUGAAAAGAUACGCUGAAUAUGAUAACAUGACACUUGGACCUGAGUCAGAUAACUAUAGGUUAACGCUAGGUACGUACCACGGCAAUGCAGGGGACUCCAUGACAGGUGAGAAUGGAACAAUGGGCAUCUUCACCCGUAACCUCAACAACAUGCAGUUUAGCACCAAGGACAGAGAUAAUGAUAAUAGUAUGAACAACAAACACUGUGCUCGUAUAUACAAAGGGGGGUGGUGGUACAACGAUUGUUACAACGCUAAUCUGAACGGACGCUACUACUUUAACGGACGAUAUAGCGGGAAUCUCCAGGAUGGCAUUGAGUGGUUUAACUUUAGAGGAUGGUUUUAUUCGCUAAGAUACGUGUCAAUGAAAAUUCGACCAGCUGACUUUGUACCGGUGGUUUGACCACGUGUUACAGGUAACGUAAUAUUGCAAGAUUGUACAGAAGAGUUAUCAUGUAAUUGUAUCGUCCUUGCAAAGUUACAUUAGAUCAUCGCAUGAUUUUGAUAAUGGUAAAGGCAGUCAUGCGACUUUGAUGUCGUGGGAUUUGCAAGCAGGCGAUGAGAGAACAAUGACCAACAAUGAUC
Messenger RNA from Branchiostoma floridae (Florida lancelet), 2136 nucleotides. Its product is annotated as angiopoietin-related protein 7-like. The transcript is spliced from 5 exons. The coding region runs from base 563 to 1954 and encodes 463 amino acids. NCBI's taxonomy places the organism in Eukaryota, Metazoa, Chordata, Leptocardii, Amphioxiformes, Branchiostomatidae. The record is from RefSeq and is a predicted model, not a curated record.